UAUUCUAAAAGCUUAAGGCUGUAAUAAUUUUACAGAAUAAACUAUAAAUAAUCCAGAAGAAUGAAUUCACAGUUCAAAAAUAUAAAAUAAAACAAAUCCUGUAUCAAAGAUCUGUCAGAAUCCUGCAAAGCCUGAACACAUGCGCUUGCUGUACUCAAAGAUUCAACAAGAUACUGGCAAUCUAUGAAGGGAAAUGGAGUUAAAAUUACAUACACGAGGGAAAAAGUUUGUUGGACAUGAACACCAAAUAAAACCAAACAUGAAGAAGUCAACCAGCAACAUAAAGUCUGCAGAGAAAGUCAAAACUAAGGAAUGGCAGUCAGCAAAGCCCAACAGCUUACAUCUAAAUUUGACGAUACUCCAGUGGCUGGGUUUAUGGCCCUGUGAUGAGGACACCACGCACUUCAAGGCACUGUUCUUACGCAUAUUCUGCUGCUUAGUCAUUACUAUUCAAGCUUCAGUAAAUAUUGCAGAAUGUAUGGAUAUGGUUGUCAACUGGGGUCACCUUAAUAACCCAUCAGAAAAUAUGUACAUAAUGGGAUGUAGCCUAAUAGCAAUAGUUAAAGAAGUAACUAUUAUUUUAAAGACAGAAAAAAUUAAAGACCUUGUCAAUAUCCUUAACAAUAAACUUGCUAUACAAAGAAAACAAGGAUCUUCAGAAUACCAGAAGAUCAUAAAAUCCUCUAUAAAGCAAGCAAGGAUGUUCACACUGAUCUUCAUUUCUAUGUGUUCAUUUGUAGGUACCAGUUACUCAUUUGUACCAAUCUUAGACACCCUCCUACUACAAUAUUCUGGUAACGAAACGUCCCACAGACCAAUGCCUUAUUCUGCUUGGUUUCCUUUCGAUGUAUCUGAAACACCAGCCUAUGAAGCAGCUUAUUUUUACCUAGCACUUGUAGCAUUUUUUCAUGGAGUUUACAUUCCAUGUUGCGAUACACUAUUUGUGACCCUUAUAAUCCACUUAUGUGGUCAGUUCCAAAUACUGCAGGCUUCAUUAAAAAACAUAAAAGUGGAUGCCAUGAAGAAUGUUCAAGCAACAUACAGAGAAAGGAUCAGAAGAAACAGUCUGUCAACUAAAGCUCUUCACACUGCAACUUCGGAACCAGCAGAAUGUGACAUCAAAGAUGAGAAACACAACGCCCGUAUUGACAUUUCUCUUACCGAUGAAGAUCUUGACAAUGAAAUGCAAUACCUUCUUAAACAGAGCAUCAAACAUCACCAAAUUCUGCUUCAAUUUGUUCAUGAACUUGAAUAUAUAUGCAGUCCUUUGAUGGUGGUUCAGCUAUUGGGAAGUCUGGUACUCAUAUGUUUUACUGGUUUCAACUUGGCAACAGUCCCAGUACAAAGCGUGAAGUUUGUAUCAGCUCUAGUAUUCAUGAUAGCAGUCAUCAUUCAGUUACUAGUUUUUUGCUGGUACAGUGAAGAACUAUCAAUUCAGAAUUGCAAAGUAUAUCAGGCAGCCUAUGACUGUGACUGGCAUGAAACACCUAAAAGCUUCAUGACUUCGAUACAACUUAUCAUGAAACGAGCUCAAACAGCCAGGACACUGACAGCAGCCAAUUUUUGCUCCAUCGAUCUUCAGACAUUCACCACAAUCAUUAGACUGUCCUAUUCUAAUUAUGCAUUCCUCCGACGAGUGUAUGAUGAAAACAGCACAAAAUCUACCCAACCAGAAUGAACAUACAAUUCCAAUGUAUCAAUUACUGCACUCAGCAAAAUACCUACGUUUUCCACAUUCGCAUUAACUCAGACAGAAGGAAACAAGUGCAACAUAUGUUCUACCAUACACCAUAGAAUGCAUUAUCAGCAAAAAAACAACUUCAAUGCACCUCUGAAUGACCAAGCAGAAUCAAAUGAUUUAAUUUUGCUUUCUUCAAUCUGGAUAGCAUGCAAAGUUUAUGUGUUGCAAAGGAUUAGUGAAAAGUAAUAGCAUGAAUUAAUCAGUUCCAUUGAUUAAUAAAUAUAAACACACAAGUUCUGCAACAAACAUUAUCACAUAAACUGAAUUAGAGAUGAGUAAACAAUUAUAACAGCUACUAGAAACUGUAUCAGUCUCAAAUAAAUGUAAUCUAACAAUUUGA
Zootermopsis nevadensis is the source of this 2081-nucleotide messenger RNA. RefSeq names its product 4-vinylanisole receptor. Lineage: Eukaryota; Metazoa; Arthropoda; Insecta; Blattodea; Termopsidae. The record is from RefSeq and is a predicted model, not a curated record. Gene Ontology annotation, biological process: detection of chemical stimulus involved in sensory perception of smell; sensory perception of smell. Gene Ontology annotation, molecular function: olfactory receptor activity; odorant binding. Gene Ontology annotation, cellular component: plasma membrane.